Messenger RNA from Triplophysa dalaica, 1738 nucleotides. RefSeq lists its product as uncharacterized. The transcript is spliced from 6 exons. The record is from RefSeq and is a predicted model, not a curated record. Bases 23 to 1642 code for a protein of 539 amino acids. Gene Ontology annotation, molecular function: zinc ion binding. NCBI's taxonomy places the organism in Eukaryota, Metazoa, Chordata, Actinopteri, Cypriniformes, Nemacheilidae.
AGAUGGAGGGCAGGAAGUUAACAUGGAGAAUACGUCUAUGGAGGAAACCAUUGCGGAGAGUCCGUAUUGUAUGAAUUUAGAACCAGUUUCAAGAGAUAGAUACAAGGAGUUAGUUAACAGAUAUGUUGGACGUGACCCGUUCCUCAUGAAGAUGAGUGAGUUUUCGGUCGAACUUGAAGAUUUGCCGACAGUGGAGCCUGUUGACAUCACCAACUAUCUGGUCCUUCAGACAUCGUACUACACCAGACAGCAAAUGAAGGCAUAUAAAAGUCUGGAGGCGUACAACUUUUUUGUCAGCGGGUGGGUCCACAACCUCGGCACAAAACGGCUCCACGAUGAUCAUCGUUUGGUCUUCGCCAGGGUAAACCACUCUCAGAGAUCAGGCGAAACACCUCUGAAGACCUGGAUUAUUGCGAAGGAGGAUGGAGAAGUCAUUGCAGCUCAUUGCAAUUGCAUGGCAGGACUAUCAGAAUCGUGUUCUCAUGUAGGGGCAGUUCUUUUUUCCAUUGAAGUUGGGGUAAAGAUGCGAAAUACAGCUUCCUGCACAACAGAGCAGUGCAAGUGGCUGAUGCCAUCACAUGUAAAAAAGAUUCCUGCGGCUCCAGUAGCUCUGAUCGACUUCUCCUCUGCUAAAGCCAAAAAAAAAAAGCUUGACCGUUCCAUUGAUGGCAGGACAACUGAAAACCAGGUUGGGAAAUCACUUUCAUGCCUAAGAGUGAAGAGAGGGUCAGAAACAUAUGCUAGUUUUUUUGAGACUUUAAGCAAAAACUUUCCAAGGAGUGCAGCACUGAUGGCUAGGGAGCCUUACUACAAAGAAUUCAUCCCAAAAUCUAGUAUGCUUCCUAAAACUGUUCUUGAAUACAGAACACCAGAGACUCUGCAGCUACCCCCCAAACAGCUUGGAGAGCUAUGCCAGGUAUUUCAGCUAGAAGAGCUCAUCAUGUCCCAGGUCCAGGCUGUAGAGAGGGCAACUCGAAGUCAGAGUGCAAGCAGGAUUUGGUUUAGGCAAAGGGCUGGACGCAUAACUGCUUCCAAGCUGAAACAAGCUAUUAAGACCGACCCCCAGCAACCAUCCAAGAGCUUGAUCAAGGCCAUAUGCUACCCAGAGGCAUAUAGGUUCACCACACCCGCUACAAGUUAUGGAUGCAAACAUGAAGCACAAGCCAGAAGAGUGUAUGAGAAGCUGAUGGGUCGGGAGCAUGCAGGCUUCUCCUGUAUGGACAGUGGUCUCUGGCUGAACCCCAAGUGGCCAUACAUGGGGUCCUCCCCUGAUGGGAUUGUCUCUUGUGAAUGUCACGGAACUGGAAUCUGCGAGAUUAAGUGUCCACACUCUCACCAAGAUGAAGACAAUCUGCGCUUGUGUGCUGGGGAAAAGGGCUUCUGCCUCAUGAAUGAUGGGGAUAAUGUCAUGCUGGACCGGACUCAUGACUACUACUUCCAAGUUCAGGGACAGCUUCACAUUGUAGAUGCUGAGUACUGUGAUUUUGUUGUGUGGAACCACAAUGACAUUUUUGUUGAAAGGAUUUUGCCCGAUCUUGAACUUUGGGAUGAUGUUAUCCCUAAAGUUGAGUGCUUUUUUAGAAACGGUAUACUUCCAGAAAUACUGGGACAGCAAGUUACAAACAUCAAUACUGUUGUAUGAGACAAGAUUACAUUUUGAUUAUUGUUAUUAGUGUGGUAUUUGUGAGUUCUGGCUGUGGUGUAAUAUAAAUGAAAGCAUUAAAUGCCAUUGAGAAGA